Messenger RNA from Sabethes cyaneus, 4847 nucleotides. RefSeq names its product phosphatidylinositol 4,5-bisphosphate 3-kinase catalytic subunit beta isoform (gene Pi3K92E). Bases 684 to 3848 code for a protein of 1054 amino acids. NCBI's taxonomy places the organism in Eukaryota, Metazoa, Arthropoda, Insecta, Diptera, Culicidae. Gene Ontology annotation, molecular function: 1-phosphatidylinositol-4-phosphate 3-kinase activity; 1-phosphatidylinositol-3-kinase activity. The transcript has 7 exons. Gene Ontology annotation, biological process: phosphatidylinositol 3-kinase/protein kinase B signal transduction; phosphatidylinositol-3-phosphate biosynthetic process; cell migration. The record is from RefSeq and is a predicted model, not a curated record. Gene Ontology annotation, cellular component: plasma membrane; phosphatidylinositol 3-kinase complex; cytoplasm.
CAUUCAAGUAGAAGGAUUUAUUUUGUCGACGGAAUAGUUAAAUUAAAGAAUAUAAAACUAAGCAUGGUUUGCAAAGUUGGGUUUUUUCAAUGAUAAAAUAAUUCAACUGCAUUAUUAAACGCAAUUUUGACCCUACAUAAGGUUCGCAAAAUUAUACACUCAUCAAAGUCACAGAACGUUAUGUGGAGCAACUGCGGAUAAUAACAUGUUGAUUACUACGAAAUCAUCAAAGUAAUAAAUGGUGAUACUCCAGGAAUAAAAACUAACGAUUCAAGUUAUAGUGUUAGCAGUGUGUGUGCGAUAAUUAAAAAAAUUAGCGCAAGAUGUUUUCCAAUUCAAAGAUAGAUACCGUUAUGAACCUGCAUUUGCCGAUACGAUUGUCAAAGCGAAAAAUACCGACGCGAUUUCGCGCAGUCAAGUAUUAGAUAGGUAGGGGAUAACCUAGAGGAGUGCUGUUUUGUUCACGAAUUGGUAAACAAGUUGUUUUUGAUACGAGUGUGAGCAACUGGCGAUGAAUAGUAAAAAAGUGGAAGCGGCAGAAAAGCUAUUGAUCGUUUAAGAAAUAUCGUGCUUUAAUUGGAAGUGAGAUCUGUGAAAUUAUCAACGGUAAAGCGUAAAAAUCUGAAAUAAAAGCGCAAUAUAUUUUCAAUGAAAAACAGUGUAGUGUAGAGAUAACAAGCGCAAUGGGUUUAUCAUUCAACUACGAUUUCUGGACGAAUCCAGACGAUACCACGGAGGUGACUUUUUUCCUGCCAAAUGGAGUCCUGAUAAUUCUCAAGUACUCUAUUUUCGCUAGACUGCAAGAUCUAAAAGCGGAUGUAUGGGAAGAAGCAGAGCGUUACCCAUUGUACUGUCACCUCGGCGACAAGUCAAUGUACUUCUUGAGCACCUUGAACAGCAACAACACUUACGAGCUGAUGAACGAUGAAAAUAAACGAUUGGUCGACGUCCAACCGGUGUUCGGAAUAUUUCGUUUCGUAGAAAAGCAAGUGUCUGUCAAUAACAAACUGAAUAACAACAUUACAACACUGCUGGGUAAGACGCUGUCGGAAAAAACACUGAAAAAUCCAGAGGUCAAUGACUUUCGGACCAAGAUGAGCUGCAUCGGUGAGGAAGUGGCCAACAAGCGUGCUCUCAUGAACAGAAUGGAGCGGAUAGCCUAUCAGUAUCCGCCAAAGCUAGUCAACAGUGCACAUAUCCCGGAAGUGGUGAAAAAACGGAUAACCAACGGAGAUUUUUGUGUUGUGGCAAAGAGCACUGAUAUGCAGGUCACGGUCAAAAUCCCAUGUAAAGCAACACCGGAUGAAGUAAUAAAACGAAUUCUAGAGAAAAAACAAAUAUCCGCCGCCAAUACGCGGAAUGAAAACAGUUCCGAUUUUAUUUUGAAAGUGUGCGGCAGAGAGGAGUAUAUGUUUGGCGACCACCCGAUUAUAAACUUUCAAUAUGUACAGGAUUCGUUGUCACGCGAAGAAACGCCCACAUUUGUGCCAAAGUUACUGCGCAAUGUAGAGGUAUUCAAAGACAACAUCUAUGAAAUUCCCGAGGAAAUUACGCAACGAUCUAACAGUACAGGAAGCAAGCAGCCAUCGCAUACACUACGAAAGGUUAAGUAUAUCACUAGUUGGGACAUUGAAGAACAAUUUCAAUGCGCAGUUCAUGGUAUAGCUGAUCUAAACUGCGAUGUUAAUCGUAAUGUGGAAGUAGGAAUUCAGCUGGGCUUGUUUCAUGGCGGUAAAUCCCUAUGCAAACCUGUGAAAACGAAACUAGUAUCACUGAAUAAUGGUAAAGCUGUUUGGGAGGAGACUAUUGUUUUUGAUAUCAAAGUGAAAAACGUUCCUAGAAUGGCCAGGCUAUGUCUAGUGAUAUAUGAAAACGUAAGAACGGCGAAAGGAGUUGGUGUUCGGGCCCGCCGAACUAAAGACGGCUUCAUGAAUCCUAUUGCUUGGGUCAAUACAAUGUUAUAUGACUAUAAACAUCAGUUGAAAGCAGGAGCUGUCACACUCUAUACUUGGACAUACGCUGAAGAUUUGCAAUCAGAGGAUGUUCUGCAUCCGCUGGGAACAGUGGAACCAAAUCCGCGACGAGAUGAAUGUUCCUCCAUUAUUCUAAGUUUUCACAACUACAAUGAGGAUAAUAAAAUUAUAGUAUAUCCUUCGGAAGAUCAACUUAUAGAUCACGCGGCUAAGAUGAGACGAAUAAAUAGAAAUCUGAAUCGUGAUAGCGCCGAAGAAGUUCGACCGAUUAAAGAAAUUCUGAUGCAGUACAUGCACAACGAACGACUGAACGAUAUUCACGAGCAGGAUCGUAAUGCGAUUUGGGCGAAGCGACGAGAGUGUAUGAUGCUGGAGCCAGAUGGAUUACCGUGUUUACUGUACUGUGUUGAGUGGAAUAAUAGAAAUGAGAUUGCCGAAAUUACUUCGCUCCUGCAAGAAUGGCCCUUACUGCCGGUGGAACGGGCGCUAGAGUUAUUAGAUUAUGCAUACGCUGAUCAGUACGUCAGACGAUAUGCCGUCAAAUGUCUACGCACGAUACAGGACAGUGAGUUGCUGCUUUAUCUGUUGCAAUUGGUGCAAGCAAUGAAACAUGAGUCUUACCUGUAUUGUGAUCUCGUUGACUUUCUGCUGUUACGCUCCCGCAACAAUCAGCACAUCGGUCAUUUUUUCUUCUGGCAUUUGCGUUCGGAGAUUCAGGUUCCCUCCGUCCAAGUCCGUUUUGGAUUGAUCUUGGAGGCGUAUUUGAAAGGGAGUCAAGAGCAUGUGGCAAUUCUGCUGAAACAGAUGCAGUGCCUGCGGAAACUGCAACAAAGCUCGGAGUUGGUAAAAAAAGGUAGUAAAGAGAAGGGAAAAUCGCUGUUGAUUGAAUAUUUACAAGAACGGUCAGUUGCCGAAGCAAUGUCCGAUGUUAUAAGUCCGCUAAAUCCGAGUUUCCGAUGUAAAGCUGUCCGAACAGAAAAAUGUAAGGUGAUGGACUCAAAGAUGCGGCCUUUAUGGAUCGUCUAUCAAAAUUAUGAUAUUAACGGAGACGAUAUAAAUAUGAUUUUUAAAAACGGUGAUGAUCUUCGACAAGAUAUGCUUACGUUGCAGAUGUUACGAAUUAUGGAUCGCAUUUGGAAAAGCCACGGGUACGAUUUUCGCAUGAACCCAUAUAGCUGUAUAAGCACAGAUCGGCGAUUAGGAAUUAUUGAAGUCGUACUAAAUGCUGAGACUAUUGCAAAUAUUCAGAAAGAGAAAGGCAUGUUCUCAGCCACCUCGCCGUUUAAAAAAGGUUCACUAUUAGCGUGGCUAAAAGAACAUAACACAACGGAGGAAAUGCAAGCUAAAGCGGUACAAGAAUUUACUCUCAGUUGCGCUGGAUAUUGUGUUGCAACGUAUGUGUUAGGGGUGGCCGAUCGUCAUUCAGACAAUAUAAUGGUAAAAAAGACUGGUCAGUUGUUUCAUAUUGAUUUUGGACACAUCCUUGGCCACUUCAAGGAGAAAUUUGGAUUUCGUCGAGAAAGAGUUCCAUUCGUACUGACACACGAUUUUGUUUACGUAAUCAACAAGGGUCGUACCGAUCGAGAAGCGCAAGAAUUCAGACAGUUUCAGCAUCUUUGCGAAGAAGCAUUUCUUAUCCUAAGGAAGCACGGAUGCUUAAUUUUAUCGCUUUUUGCCAUGAUGAUAUCUACUGGUCUUCCAGAGUUAUCAUCCGAAAAGGAUUUGAACUAUCUGCGUGAAACUCUGGUACUAGAUAGGCCAGAUGCGGAAGCUCGUGAACAUUUUAGAUCAAAGUUUAGUGAAGCGUUGGCAAACUCGUGGAAAACAUCACUAAAUUGGGCAUCGCAUAAUUUUUCUAAAAAUAACAAGCAGUGACAGUUUCGUUACAAUCUCACUAUAUAAGCAACAUUGCAAAACACUUUGCAAUGCUCAGUUGAAUCUUGUGUUGCUGAACAUUGGACCAUCAGGUGGCCAAUCUGUUGAAAUUGUGUAAUUGCAAAUUUAUUGCAUUAUAGCCGACUGACAAGCAUUCAUUUUCCGUCUCAUUUGCGUGAAUUUGUAAAAUCUCGCAUUUUGUUGCUCAUAUCUCGUUUGCCUCGACUGGUCGCCAGGUUGCGAACAUUGAACACUAGCGCAAGCAGGGCUACCUAGUUGUUUUACCACUAAUAUUAUUGCUAUUUUACGACACUAGUUGUUGCACUCUGUGGAAGUAUGUGAAGAAUUAACAUAGUUUAGCCAAUACAUAAAUAUAAAUAUUCAGACUUAUUCUCGUACAGUGUGCUCCAAUCCAAUAGCGAUUUGGAAAAAAGGCGAAUUAUAUAAGUAGGUUGCUAAUUUCUCGUAGUUGGUAUUAGUAGGAUUUUCCAAUUUUCUUUUUGUAUAGUCAGUCUAUUACGUUUAUAAAAUAAAAAGGAUAAAAAGCAUUGUGCAUUAGUAAAUCAAAGCGAUUUUCUGUGUGUGGCGGAGCGACUAGAAACUGAUUAAAUCAUCCCCACCAUAGAGAUAAUAAAUCAAGUAACAGACAGUGUACCAAGCUAACAAUAGCGAUGCACGGACUGAUAGGAAAAAUACGUAUUGUUACUUUUUUGCAAGUCCCGCAGAAAUCAUAAAGAAAUUAACUCAGUUUUACUAGCAAAUUUAUUGUACCCAAAUUAAAAAAUAUUGAUUUAAGCCUUAGCAGUAAAUUAAAGCAAAUUAUAUUUGGUAUAUUACACUAACUUAAUGCUGUAUCUUUAGAAAAUAUGUAAGUAGGAAUGGGCGAAGCGCAGUACAUUUUAUUUAAGCAUAUAGUACCACUCUAUUGAAAAUAGUAAAAAGCCCUAACGAAGAAAUCGAAUAAAUUUUGUCAUAGUAUAUAUACUUAUCUUUAUAAAU